ACCUGGUCUUCACUGCGUUACGAAGAAGCUUGUGCGGCAGGAAGAAUAAUAUACGGAAGAAAAAAGAAAACACAAUCCAUACAAUUACAAGUGAGGAGAGAGAAACUAUAGAGAGAAGAAAUAUCAAUAAUCUUUCUUUGGUCAACGUUUAGUCAACAGGCCGUUACAAGUUUCUUCUGUUGAUUUUCUCUCUCGCUCGUCACCUCCUCAACAAACUUAAUCUCCCGCGUCUCUCUUCUCCCUCUUAUACUCUCAAGAACCCUAAAUUUCGCCACCGUACUGACUUCACCGUCUCGAUUCGAGAUCUACGGCGGGGGGAAAAGGUAGCUAUGGCCGCCCCGGGAGACGCGCAACCCAACACCAGUUCGACGCAGAGAGUGAAGGUUUAUUUCUUGGACGAAGAUGGUAAAUGGGAUGAUCGAGGAACUGGACUCGUCAGUUUGGACUAUGUGGAGCGAUCGGAAGAACUUGGUCUAUAUGUGGUUGAUGAAGAUGAUCAUGAGACAUUGCUUGUUCACCGGAUCAGCACUGAUGAUAUCUACAGGAAGCAAGAAGACACAAUCAUCUCAUGGAGAGAACCAGAGGGCUCAACAGAAUUGGCUUUGAGCUUUCAAGAGACUGCAGGAUGCUCUCAUAUCUGGAAUCAUAUAUGCACUAUGCAACGGAAUCUACAUUUCAGUUCUCUAAACAUGAACACUGAGCUGAGGGAGCUCCCUGAUGUCGAUAUUUCUAAUCUUCCCCAAAUACUCGAGAUUGUUACUGAAAGUGGCAUUAAAGAUCAAAUGCGAUUAGCCGGACUUAUGUUGAAGGAUGUUAAGUUCUUUGACAAUUUGAUGAAUGUAUUUGAAAUGUGUGAAGACUUGGAAAAACUUGAUUGCCUUCACAUGAUGUUCAACAUUGUCAAGGGCAUCAUUUCUCUCAACAGUCAUCAGAUCCUGGAGAAAAUCUUGGGGGAUAGCCUAAUCAUGAAAGUUAUUGGUAGCCUUGAGUAUGAUCCCGGUGCUCCGCAGUCUCUACAUUACCGGAAUGAUGUGACUGCGCAUGUUGUUUUUAAGGAGGCUAUACCAAUUAAGAAUCCCAUGGUCCUGUCGAAGAUACACCAAACAUACAGAAUUGGUUAUCUGAAGGAUGUUAUUUUGAGUAGAGUAGUAGAUGAUGCUACAGCUACAAGCCUAGAUUCAAUAAUCAAUGCAAACAAAGCUGCUAUUGUUACAUUGCUGAAGGAUGACAGCAACUUCUUUCAAGAGUUAUUUGCAAGGUUACGGUCACCUUCCACAUCUGUGGAAUCUAAGAGUGAUUUGGUACAUUUCUUGCACGAGUUUUGCAGUCUAAGCAAGAGCCUUGAGAUGGAGCUGAAGCUACGGCUCUUUAAGGAACUUAUAGAUGAAGGAAUUUUUGACGUAAUAGGAGAAGUCUUGCAGCUUCCAGACACCCAACCCGUAUUAACUGGGGCAGAUAUCCUCCUCAUUUUCUUGACUGCAGAUCCCAAACUCUUACGCUCCUAUCUUGUUAAACCGGAAACUCCCCUCCUUGGUCUCCUGGUUAAGGGAUUGAUGGAAGAUUUUGGUGUUAAGAUGCUAGAAAUUUUUCGAAUUUUAUUGGCUUCAAGUGCAUUAUCGGCUGGAGCUCAGGGAGGGAAUAUUAUGGAUAUUUUCUGUGAGAAGCAUAUACCUGAGUUAGUUAAUUUCAUUACUACCUCAUGUCCUGAAAAGCCUGGCGAUACAUCUGAAAGUACAUCCGGAAGAGUUAGCAGCCUACUGAACAUUUGUGAAUUGCUGUGCUUUUGCGUUCAGCAGGAUCCAUCAAGGACAACUUUUCUCCUUCAAAAUGUGACAGAAAAGGUUUUGUUUCUCACACGAAGAAAGGAGAAAUCCAUAGUGGCUGCGGCUGUUCGAUUUUUCCGCACUCUCCUCUCUGUCCUUGAUGAGAAUGUCCAGAGUUACGUUGUAAAGAAAAACUUGCUGAAACCGAUCAUAGAUGUUUUUGUUGCCGGUGGUAAUCAUGACGAUUUGCUGAUUUCUUCUAUCUUGGCGCUUUUUGAGCACAUACGCAAGGCAAAAGCAACUGUGUUGCUCAAAUACGUAGUUGAUACAUUUUGGGACCAGCUGGCUCCAUUUGAGCACCGGAGCUCCAUCCAGGCUUUAAAAAAUGAGCAGUGCAUAGAAAGUUUGGGACCAAAGAGCAACACUGAUCCAGUUGAUAUGAGAGAAAACAGCGAUGGAGAGAAGUCAGCUUUUGAUUCUAGUACACAGAAAGAAGAAGCUAAUCCCGAUAAUUCCAAUGGAGAAGCUGCAAGUUCUUCUCCUUUGAGGUCUGAACGCGUGCUUGAUUAUGAGGAUGACGAAGAUGAUGAUGAAGACAAUAAAACUCCUCAGCAGAAACAGACAGAAGACUCAGUGAAGGGAAGGGAGAAGAGAUGCCGUUGCAGAGAAGAUGAGCGAGAGGAGUGUAAGAAAAAACCGAAGCUCUGUUCAACAAUUGAAGGAAACAAGAACUCCACAGAGAGAGUUGGCGGUGAAGCUAAGGAACCUGAGAACGCUAGAAGCAGUGAAGACAACAACAACAAUAGUUUAGAUGAGAAAAAGGAAAGCUAGGAGGAGAUGAUGAAUCUGCAUUGACUGACACCUUCAGAAACAUCAAGAGAGAUGUAAAUGGUUAACAUUCUCGACAAUGAUAGGAUUUUGGUUGCAUCUCUCUCUGUGAACUUGAGAUAAAAGCAGAGUCCAAACUGAUGAGAAAUAGAUUAGGUGAGGGGGAAGGAAUAGUAUGAGAGAAACUGUACAUAGCCCACAACAGAUUAUAGAUAUAUGUUGGUUUCUGAAGAUUAUUCUAUGCUGUGUCAAUAAGCAAGACUUAGGAAUUGCAUUUUGUGGAAAACGCAAAUCCAUAAUCAAAAAUGAUGUUUUUUUACUU
Molecule: messenger RNA, 2913 nt
Organism: Brassica oleracea var. oleracea
Lineage: Eukaryota; Viridiplantae; Streptophyta; Magnoliopsida; Brassicales; Brassicaceae
Product: suppressor of Mek1-like
Exons: 24
Coding region: 330-2594 (754 amino acids)
Biological process (GO): protein dephosphorylation
Cellular component (GO): protein phosphatase 4 complex; nucleoplasm
Molecular function (GO): protein phosphatase activator activity
Source: RefSeq, a predicted model, not a curated record